AUGUUUAUGGUAGCGUCUUCGGUGGUGUCAACUAUUCUCAUUCUCAAUUACCACCAUCGAAAUGCGGAUACACAUGAAAUGUCCCCUUGGAUCAAAUCGCUAUUUCUUCAUUGGCUACCCUGCGUCCUGAGAAUGAGGAGACCUGGCCACGGAGACAAUAGGGACUCAUCUGGGAAGUCGAUGCAGCUGCAUACCCUAGAGCUGAAAGAGAGGUCUUCAAAGAGCCUUCUCGCCAACGUUCUAGACAUCGAUGAUGAUUUUCGCCACGGCCCUCUCCAGGCUUCCAGUCAUACCUUCAUUCGUGCGCACGAAGAAGGUACGUCAACAGGUACUUAUUGUUUCAAUAUCAUCUGUCUUGUUAUCAGUGUUAAAUGUUGCUUAUACCUCGAAGACGAUAAAAGUUAG
Messenger RNA from Nezara viridula (southern green stink bug), 405 nucleotides. NCBI's taxonomy places the organism in Eukaryota, Metazoa, Arthropoda, Insecta, Hemiptera, Pentatomidae. The record is from the annotation of a GenBank genome assembly.